Molecule: messenger RNA, 1537 nt
Organism: Serpula lacrymans var. lacrymans S7.9
Lineage: Eukaryota; Fungi; Basidiomycota; Agaricomycetes; Boletales; Serpulaceae
Exons: 3
Coding region: 210-1415 (401 amino acids)
Biological process (GO): protein geranylgeranylation; small GTPase-mediated signal transduction; vesicle-mediated transport
Cellular component (GO): Rab-protein geranylgeranyltransferase complex; cytosol; nucleus
Molecular function (GO): GDP-dissociation inhibitor activity
Source: RefSeq, a predicted model, not a curated record
AGUAUUCUGUAUCUCUAUCGCCUACCGUGAUACCAUCGGUUGGCCCUCUGAUCUCUAGUCUCAUAUCUUCAGGUGUCGCACGCUAUGGAGGAUUCAGUCUUCUUGAACGCGUCGCUAUAUAUGACGGUCAGCAGCUCAAGGCUGUGCCAGGAAGCAAAGAGGAUGUUUUCAAGGAUAAAUCUAUCAAUCUAAUCGACAAACGAAGAUUAAUGAGGUUCUUGAUGUUUACUAUGGGAGAUUUCGAAGAAAGCAAGGAACUUGCUGGGAACGAGAAUGAACCAUUCCUUGGUUUUCUGAAGACAACUUUCUCUUUGAGUCAAGAAUCGGCGCGUGCAGUUAGCUACGCUUUGGCCUUUUGUAUCUCUGAAGAAGACCCCACUCUUCCGGCUUUACACCGGAUUCGUAGUUAUCUCAAGUCAUCUGGCCGUUAUGGUUCUUCUCCCUUCCUGGUUGGUCACUACGGUGGUCUUGGAGAGAUGGCUCAAGGCUUCUGUCGCAUGUCUGCCGUGCAUGGAGGCGUAUACAUCCUUGGAAGAUCAGUUACUCGUAUUUCACACGAGCCUCAAGAAUCUCCUUCUGACCAGAGCGCCUCGCCUCGCCACCGCUAUACCGUCGAGCUCGAUGAUCUUCCAGAGCCUCUUCACUGUGAUUGUAUCAUUUCUUCGUCAGAGCAUGUUCCUGGUGAACUACGGAGCGAGGCGGAAUUUACGUUUCCGCCUACUAGUACUGCCGGUUCGAAAGGCAUCAAGUCAAUAGCUAGAUGCAUUGCUAUCAUCGACAAACCUAUAGUUAUGGAACCCAAACCUCCUUCGCCCGAGUCGCCAACGCCUACUGGCGAUGAACCUGAUUCCGAUGUUGUACCACCCUCGGAUGGGAAAAAGGAAGUGGGAUCUUUAAUUUUAAUUUUCCCCCCGGGAUCCACAGAGGAUGGCUCGUCGUUUACGUCAGUACAUGUGCUCGUGACAGGACCAGGUUCAAUGUCUGCGCCCGCUGGAAAGUGGAUCGUUCAUAUCUCAAUGCCUCUUUUCAGCGAGACAGAGGAGUUACCAGAACGUCUUCUUGAGCCUUACGUAAAGGCCAUACUUUCCCUGACAUCCGAGCCUUCCCAUCAACCUAUCUUCGUCGCUUACUACGCCCAAUACGACUCUGUGUUUGACGAUCGUGGUGCCGCUUCCCAUAGUAAGCCGUCGACGGUUCUGGUCACGCCCCCUUUGUGCAACCAUAUUGCGAACUCGUCGGAUACUGCAGCACGCACUGCUGAAGCCGUAUUUUGGAAAGCUAUUGAAACCCUGAAAGCAGUCAAGCAGAUGUCUUCGAGUUCUACGCUGGACAGUGAAGCUACCUUCCCUGAAGUCGAGAACUUCUGGCCUCCAUUGGACGUCUCGGGCGAUGAAGAAGGUGCAGAAGAGUGGUAGUCAGAUAGUGAGUGCGUAGACUUCCGAGCACGAACGGAAGUCACCACUUCAUCAAUAAUUAUAAUUGUAAUCAAUGUCACGAUGUACUAGAAUGACCAUUAAUGUUAGCAAUUGGAUUGUAU